Messenger RNA from Coniophora puteana RWD-64-598 SS2, 942 nucleotides. RefSeq names its product CRAL TRIO domain-containing protein. The transcript is spliced from 5 exons. The record is from RefSeq and is a predicted model, not a curated record. NCBI's taxonomy places the organism in Eukaryota, Fungi, Basidiomycota, Agaricomycetes, Boletales, Coniophoraceae. Gene Ontology annotation, molecular function: phosphatidylinositol transfer activity. Bases 1 to 942 code for a protein of 313 amino acids.
AUGCACGAGCCGCUGCCUGUCCCGGAGCGUCCGGACGCGACACCACCGCCGGAGCUUGGCGAGAAGGAAGCCGAGUUGUAUAAAGCGGUGUACGAGCACUUCGCGAAGGAGGGAUACGUGCUGCCGAACGAGGAGAAGGGGGAGCUGUCGGAAGAGGAGAAGGAGUGGCUGACGUACGAAUGCAUGCUCCGCUAUCUCCGGUGUGCCAAGUGGAACGAGAAAGAGGCCAUCAAGAGGCUCGAAAGCACGCUCAAAUGGCGGCGUGAGUUCGGCGUGUACGACGUCGUGACCGCUGAACAGGUAGAGCCUGAGGCCGUCUCCGGAAAGCAUGUACUGUUCGGAUUCGAUGUGGUUGGGCGUCCUAACGCGUACGUCUACCCGCACGAGGACGGCACGCGCGCUGUCCAGCUGACCGUGUGGAUCCUGGAACGCGCGAUCGACCUCAUGCCGCCUGGUGUCGAGACGCUGAAUGUGCUCGUGAAGCAAGUAGACGGAAAGAUCCCCGCGCUCUCGACCUGCCUCUCGUUCCUCAACAUCGUGCAGACGCACUACCCCGAGCGCCUCGGGCUCGCGAUCGCGACCAACAUGUCGUGGAUGCUGCAGCUCCUGGUGAAGCUCAUCCGCCCGUUCAUCGACCCCGUCACGAACGAGAAGAUCCGGCUGAAUGCCGUGUCGCGCGACGACGGCGCUAUCUGCACGGCGGGCAAGGACGGGGAGAAGCUCGUGGACGGGGACCAGGUCGCGCGCGCGGGGUGGGGAGGGAAUGUGGGCUUUGAAUAUGUGCACGAGGAGUAUUGGCCGAGGCUGGUGGAGAUGUGUCGGAGGCGGAGGGAGGGGAUGCAUGAGGCGUGGAAAGAGCUUGGAGGGACUGUUGGGAUCAGGGAGUGGGACGUCAAGAUGACGCAGGAGAAUAUUGAAACUUCGACAAAUGUGGAUCUAUGA